Messenger RNA from Tauraco erythrolophus (red-crested turaco), 755 nucleotides. The record is from RefSeq and is a predicted model, not a curated record. NCBI's taxonomy places the organism in Eukaryota, Metazoa, Chordata, Aves, Musophagiformes, Musophagidae.
CUUCCGCCUGUUGCAGCCUAUGGAAUCAACAGCAUCCUCUACCAGCGGGGCAUCUACCCCCCCGAGACCUUCACCCGCGUCCAGAAGUACGGGCUCACCCUCCUCGUCACCACCGACCCCGAGCUGAAGAACUACCUCAACAACGUGGUGGAGCAGAUGAAAGAGUGGCUGUACAAGUGCAUCGUGCAGCGCCUGGUGGUGGUCAUCUCCAGCAUCGAAAACAACGAGGUUCUGGAGCGGUGGCAGUUUGACAUAGAGUGUGACAAAACCGCGAAGGAUGAGAGUGCACCACGAGAAAAAUCUCAGAAAGCUAUUCAGGAUGAAAUUCGGUCUGUUAUCAGACAAAUAACUGCCACAGUAACUUUUCUGCCACUGUUGGAAACUGCCUGUGCCUUCGACUUGCUGAUAUACACAGAUAAAGAUUUGGCAGUGCCAGAGAAGUGGGAAGAGUCAGGACCACAAUUCAUAGCCAAUUCAGAAGAGGUUCGCCUUCGCUCCUUCACUACUACAAUCCACAAAGUAAAUAGUAUGGUGGCUUACAAAAAGGAUUCCUACCCCUAAGACACGGGGCAGUUUUGUACAUAACCUGUAACCUUGUAUAGUUUCUGUUCGUAGUGCAGCUAAGUCAUGAACACAUCCUUACUGUUGCUCUUGCUGAAGAAAAAAGGCGACGUGUUUGCCUACGAUAACGUGGUGUAACACUAGAUUAAGCUGGCAUUGUUUCCAAGAGGUCUAAAUAAUGUAUUCGUGAUAGU